Molecule: messenger RNA, 429 nt
Organism: Lodderomyces jiufengensis
Lineage: Eukaryota; Fungi; Ascomycota; Pichiomycetes; Serinales; Debaryomycetaceae
Exons: 1
Coding region: 1-429 (142 amino acids)
Source: RefSeq, a predicted model, not a curated record
AUGUCAUCUGAGGAAGUACCUAUGAAAGAUCUUUCUCACUCACAACAAUCAUCACAGACUAUAAGUCAACAACCUAAAUUUCAAUAUCAAAAUGAUGCAAAACCAAUAACGACGCAGCCUCAAUCAACAGAUGAUUUAUCGGAGCCAAUGAGAUAUCAACCACAAUCUAAUGAAACUUUAAAUAACAAUCAACUAAAACCUGAAAAUUCUAAUUCUUCAUCUUCUUCAUCAUCAAGUUCUGGAUCAGAUUUUUCUGGUCAUACAAAUAGAAGUGGAUAUCAUAGGGAAGGCAAUGAAUGUACUGAAUUUUGUAUAGAAUUUUGCACAUGUUUUGGAGUUGUUGAUUGUUGUCCUAAUAACGGUGAUGGUUGUGUAACUUCAGUCGCAACUUUUGUAGGAAAUCUUAUAUUUGGAUGUUGUAAAUGUUGA